CGCCUUGUGCGGGUGGUUGAAGAAGAGUUUUUCGCUGGGUGCGCUUGGCCAGGCUGGCUGCACUCGCGCUGCUGCUUGCUGAUGGAGCGCAUUGUUUGGUGUGCUGGGGCUUCGCUGUCUUCAUGGUUCGUGUCGCUGAACCUGCUGGUGGAUGUCGUCGCUGGUUGCUGGGGGUUUUUGGUGUCGGAUGCAGCUCUACGUUGCCAGCUCGAUCGGCCUCGCCCUCCAGGCCUCCUUAAUCGGCCUCAACCACUCGACAGCCUGAUGCUAACGAUCAUCCUCCCUCCAAGUCUUCGAGUCCUAUCAGUAGGUGCACCGCGCCGCCCAUCUACCCUCGUCCCGCCGCCCCGAUCGCGAACCAUCACCAUCAUCACCGUAACGUGUCUUGUCCUCAACCUCCGAUCAAUCACAACGUUCAUAAUACUGUGUUCAAAGUCCUUUUGGAAGAGGUAAUAUAACGCAGAGAGGGAAUUCCUUCGUUAGCUUUUGCCGCUUACUUGGAUCCACAACCCUGCUUGGAGUUUCAUUGCGUCCUUCAUCACAGGCCUGUAUCUUGCAUCGUUAGGCAAGGGGUAUACGGGUACAUAUCGU
Molecule: messenger RNA, 591 nt
Organism: Mytilinidion resinicola
Lineage: Eukaryota; Fungi; Ascomycota; Dothideomycetes; Mytilinidiales; Mytilinidiaceae
Exons: 1
Coding region: 82-453 (123 amino acids)
Source: RefSeq, a predicted model, not a curated record